AUGGAAAUCGUUCAAGAAAGCUUCCUUCUAGCUGGAUCCAUUCGGCCAGGACGAGCGAUGGCGCGCAACGCUUUGAAUAAACGCGCGAUAAUGGCUUUCAACUAUGCCGACGUGGACUCGAAAGGAUACUUGUGCAAACGAGAAUACGAGAUCGCGAUGACGGCUGUUUUUGGAUGCCGCCCGGAUGAGAUGGAAAUGGAACAAGUUUUCCGAUCUACCGAUAGAAUCUCGUAUGAAAAGUUCAAAUCGUGGGUAUACGAGAAAAGAAGUGCGGUAUGCAAAGUUAAUGCAGAAGUAUUAUUCGCUUUACUGGAUAGGGAUUAUAAAGGAUAUUUGGUAUUGGAUGAUUUUUACUCUGCAAGCAAGUUUGUCAAUUUGAAGAUACCAUUGGCAGUAUGGCAAAUGGUGUUUAAGGAGUUGGAUCGUUACAAAAGAGGAUAUAUCGAUUUUCAUGAAUUUUUACGUAUAUUAUCGACAACGUAA
This is a messenger RNA of Eufriesea mexicana, 483 nucleotides long. Its product is annotated as EF-hand calcium-binding domain-containing protein 11. The coding region runs from base 1 to 483 and encodes 160 amino acids. Gene Ontology annotation, molecular function: calcium ion binding. The transcript is spliced from 4 exons. The record is from RefSeq and is a predicted model, not a curated record. NCBI's taxonomy places the organism in Eukaryota, Metazoa, Arthropoda, Insecta, Hymenoptera, Apidae.